CCCUACUGGACAUGGUUAACAAGACAGUAAUCGCAGCUGCAGUAGUAACGUUAUUGGCUAUCGCUUUUUAUCUCAUAGCUCUUGCGACGCCCAAUUGGAUUUAUUCUGCGAAAACUGGGGCCUCAAUCGGUUUAUUUCAGAUCUGUGGAGUGAAUUCUGCUACUGGUGGUUGUGUUCCUUCGCAAGGUGAAUGGAUUCGUUAUCAUGUGCUAUCCGCAAAAGACGUUUCCGUAGCAAUUAACGUCUGUAUUGGAACACUGGUCGGGGCUGUGUUUCUUUCUUUCCUAUCUACUGUCAUCCUGGUUGUUAGCACUCGCAAGAACCUUUUGAGUGGGAAUUUAUUAGCGUUAACUGCAUCCGCUUUCUCGGUACUCUUUGUUGUCGCUGGAAUCAUUAUCUUUGCAACGAUGUUGGUUGAAGAUUCUGGAAAAAUUAAAAAGUUAUACCUUACUAAAGCAAUUGCGUUCGGAUAUAGCUUCAUUUUGGCAUGUAUUGGUGGAGCUUUAAAUCUCGUUUCUACUCUGUUAUGUGCAUUUGCAGCUUGAAAACAUCAGAGGAAAUAAAUUUGAAUUGACAUUUUUAUAGUCUAUUGUGACCACGUUUUUUCAUUAUUCUUGUUAACAAUGUGUAAAGCUACAA
Styela clava is the source of this 639-nucleotide messenger RNA. RefSeq lists its product as uncharacterized. Gene Ontology annotation, molecular function: carbonyl reductase (NADPH) activity. The record is from RefSeq and is a predicted model, not a curated record. Lineage: Eukaryota; Metazoa; Chordata; Ascidiacea; Stolidobranchia; Styelidae.